Messenger RNA from Juglans microcarpa x Juglans regia, 2509 nucleotides. RefSeq names its product probable galactinol--sucrose galactosyltransferase 5. Gene Ontology annotation, molecular function: galactinol-sucrose galactosyltransferase activity. The record is from RefSeq and is a predicted model, not a curated record. NCBI's taxonomy places the organism in Eukaryota, Viridiplantae, Streptophyta, Magnoliopsida, Fagales, Juglandaceae.
AUGGCUCCAAGUUUUUGCAAAGAUGGUUCAGAUGUCACCACCCUCGUCGGCAGUUUUAACCACUCUCCGAUCAAGUUGGAGGGUUCAAGUUUCCUGGCCAAUGGCCAUGUCAUUCUCUCCGACGUCCCUGACAAUAUUAGCGUUGCCCCUUCACCCUACACCUCCAUUGACAAGUCAAUCACUUCCCUCGGAUGCUUUGUCGGCUUCAGCGCCGCUCAUUCAAGUAGCCGACACGUCGUUCCUGUAGGCAAAUUGAGGGACAUUAGGUUCAUGAGUAUAUUUAGGUUCAAGGUCUGGUGGACCACCCACUGGGUUGGCUCCAAUGGCCGAGACCUCGAGAACGAGACCCAGAUGGUGGUUCUCGAAAAAUCAGACUCUGGUCGUCCAUAUGUUCUCCUCCUUCCUCUCAUCGAAGGUCCAUUCCGGGCCUCGAUCCAGCCCGGCGACGACGACAACGUCGAUCUCUGCGUCGAGAGCGGCUCGACAAAGGCCACUGGUGGUUCCUUCCGGAGCGUCAUGUACGUGCAAUCCGGUGAAGAUCCGUACGUCCUGGUCAAGGAGGCCAUGAAAGUCAUCAGGGUUCACUUGGGCACGUUCAAGCUUUUGGAGGAGAAAACCCCUCCUGGUAUCGUGGAAAAAUUCGGUUGGUGCACGUGGGACGCAUUCUAUCUUACGGUGCACCCUCACGGUGUCUUAGAAGGCGUGAGAGGGCUCGUCGAAGGUGGGUCCCCGGGGCUCGUAUUACUCGACGAUGGGUGGCAGUCCAUCUGCCAUGAUGCGGACCCAAGCACCCAAGAGGGCAUGAACCAAACCGUAGCAGGCGAGCAAAUGCCAUGCAGGCUCUUGAAGUUUCAAGAGAACUACAAAUUCAGAGACUACAUCAGUCCGACCAAGUCCAGUACUGUCGGUGUCCCCAACAAGGGCAUGGGUGCCUUUAUUAGGGACCUAAAGGAGGAGUUCAAGAGUGUGGACUAUGUCUACGUGUGGCACGCACUGUGUGGGUACUGGGGCGGUUUGAGGCCCAAUGUCCCGGGAAUGCCUGAUUCUGUGGUUGUGAAGCCGGAGCUCUCACCGGGUUUGAAGCUGACGAUGGAGGAUCUGGCGGUGGAUAAGAUAGUUGACACUGGAGUUGGGCUGGUCCAACCGGAGGUCGUUCAUCAGAUGUACGAGGGUCUACACUCACACUUGGAGGCUGUUGGCAUCGAUGGAGUCAAGGUCGACGUUAUCCAUUUGCUGGAGAUGGUGUGCGAGAAUUACGGUGGAAGAGUGGAGCUGGCAAAAGCAUAUUACAAAGCAUUGACGGCUUCGGUGAGGAAGCACUUCAACGGAAAUGGUGUAAUCGCUAGCAUGGAGCACUGCAACGAUUUCAUGUUCCUCGGAACCGAGGCCAUCUCUCUCGGCCGUGUUGGGGACGAUUUCUGGUGCACUGAUCCAUCUGGUGAUCCAAAUGGCACAUUUUGGCUGCAGGGGUGUCACAUGGUGCAUUGCGCCUACAAUAGCUUAUGGAUGGGCAACUUCAUCCACCCAGAUUGGGAUAUGUUCCAAUCUACUCACCCAUGUGCUGCUUUCCAUGCUGCAUCGCGGGCUAUUUCUGGAGGUCCUAUUUAUAUAAGCGACACUGUUGGAAAGCACAACUUUGAGCUGCUCAAGACACUUAUUCUGCCUGAUGGCUCCAUUUUGCGCUGCGAACACUACGCACUUCCAAGCCGAGACUGCCUCUUCGAGGAUCCUCUACAUGAUGGAAAGACCAUGCUCAAAAUCUGGAACUUGAACAAGUACACUGGAGUUCUUGGGGCAUUCAACUGCCAAGGAGGUGGAUGGUGUCGUGAAACCAGGCGCAACCAAUGUGCUUCCCAAUAUUCCCAUGUUGUCACCUCUCUAGCUAACCCAAAAGAUAUUGAGUGGAAGAGUGGAAAGAAACCAAUUUCCAUUGAAGGGGUACAAAUUUUUGCCCUGUAUUAUCACCAGGCCAAGAAGAUAGUCCUCUCCAAGCCAUCCGAGAACGUGGAGAUAUCGUUGGAACCAUUCAAUUUCGAGCUCAUUACUGUUUCUCCAGUGACCUUUUUGGCUGGAACAUCUGUUCAAUUUGCUCCAAUUGGCUUGGUGAACAUGCUGAAUACUGGUGGAGCCAUUCAAUCCUUGGCCUUCAAUGAUCAUAUUGAGGCUAGCAACUCAGUUCAAAUUGGCGUGAAGGGCACGGGAGAAAUGAGGGUUUUCUCAUCAGAGAAACCAAUAGCUUGCAAGAUUGAUGACAAGGUUGUACCAUUUGAGUACAAGGAGUUCAUGGUUGUUAUUCAAGUACCAUGGCCUAGUUCUUCUAACUCAUCAAUGGUUGAGUACAUCUUCUCAACUUAGGGGACCGAUUAUUGUUAGGUUCCCUUAGGACUUCGAUGAUCCCAAGGUUUUUUUUUUCCUUUUCAAAUUUAGAAGUACGAUGAGUUUUUUUUACCCCAUCUUGGGGGAAAGUAACCAAGUGAAUUAAGCAAUAUGGAAGUUAUAUAUUAUUACA